CACCUUAUCUACAUCCUUGGACUAUAAGACCCAUGUGUGAUGGUAGAGAGAUUUCCUUGAAAAAGGCAAAUGGCCAUGGUAGCGCUGUCCCCGCCAACCUUUGCGAGUGCAUUUGUGCCCAAAUUUUCCCCUCCCACUCUUCCCAAUUCCUCCUCGCACUGGGCAUCCACAAGCAUCCAGCCAGGGAAAAUCCAAGCAAAACUUGGUGGGGGUGAUGGCGAAGCUAAGCGUGCUGGAAAGAAGUUCAUCACCAGAGAAGAACAACCGGAUCAGUACUGGCAGACAGCAGGGGAGAGAGAGGGAGAAAAUCCAAUGAAGACACCUUUGCCUUACAUCAUCAUAUUUGGCUGGUCCACACCCUUUGUCAUCCUUGCAAUCGCUUUUGCUAAUGGCUGGAUCAAGAUGCCAAUGAGGUGAAUAACUACAAGACUCUGAGAGCAAAAGAAAGAACUGCAAACCAACCACGUCCUAACAACUUUACUAGACUCUGAGCUUGAAGUUUACCCAUGAUUGCUUUUUUUAGUAAGCAUCUAUAAUUUUUCUUUUAUUAUGUAUAUGCAGUUCCUUUGUAACAAUCUCUCAUAAAUAGUUGAAUGUUUUUAUUAGUCAACAACAAAUGUUUGCUCAAGCAAAAAACUAUAGAUUAAAAUGACAAGUUAAUGAAAAUUGUGCAAA
Messenger RNA from Elaeis guineensis (African oil palm), 675 nucleotides. RefSeq lists its product as uncharacterized. NCBI's taxonomy places the organism in Eukaryota, Viridiplantae, Streptophyta, Magnoliopsida, Arecales, Arecaceae. Gene Ontology annotation, cellular component: chloroplast. The record is from RefSeq and is a predicted model, not a curated record.